This is a messenger RNA of Brassica rapa (field mustard), 4961 nucleotides long. Its product is annotated as universal stress protein PHOS32. Lineage: Eukaryota; Viridiplantae; Streptophyta; Magnoliopsida; Brassicales; Brassicaceae. The record is from RefSeq and is a predicted model, not a curated record.
AACACAACUAAAAACUGAACGAACAGAGCAGAAAACAAAGAGGAGAGAACGACUUCAAAAUGGGAAAGCCAGCUGGGUAUUGGGUGAAUAAGAUUAGGACAUCCUUCAAAGGAGGAUCAUCAUCGAGCAAAUCAUCAGAAGAUGGAAGUGCUUCUGGUUCUAGAAAGAGCGAUUCAAAACAUAGGAAGAAUCAGAGAACAGAGGAAGGUAAUAAGAAUGCUGAAGCAGGAGUAGCUCAAGCUGAGAGUGGAAGGAAAGUGAUGGUUGUUGUGGACACAACUUCACAAUCAAAGAAUGCUCUUCAAUGGGCACUAACACAUUGUGUUCAAGAUGAAGACAAUAUCACUCUCCUUCAUGUCACAAAAACACCCAUAGGACAAGGUGCAGAUGAGACACAAAGGGAGAGAAACUCAAGGGCUCAUGAACAAGUUCAUCCAUUGAAGAACCUUUGUCAACUCAAGAAACCUAACGUGAAGACGGAGAUAGUGGUGGUUGAGACAGCAGAGGAGAAAGGGAAGGCAAUAGUAGAGGAAUCAAAGAAACAGGAAGCAGGAGUUUUGGUUUUAGGUCAGAGGAAAAGAACUUCGAAGUGGCGUGUGAUAUGGAAGUGGCGCACGAAAGCAGGAAUGGGUGGAGGAGUUGUUGAGUAUUGUAUUCAUAACUCAGAUUGUAUGGCUAUUGCCGUCAGGAAGAAGAGUAACAAUGGAGGUUACUUGAUCACCACGAAACGUCACAAAGACUUCUGGCUCUUGGCCUGAAUUAAGACAUCAUUCCUUAUAUUGAUCCCGAAACCUUCUUUUUUUUUCUAAAUCAGAAGAAGUCUUUUUUAAAAACAAUACAUGUUUUAUGAUUAUGAUUGAUGAUCUGUAUUCGUUAUAAGAUCUUUUAUUUUUCUCAUGUACAGACUUCAUAUCUGUUGAUGCUUUUUCUUGUGUGGAAACAGAGCCGGACCUGAGUUUUUCGGGGCCUUAUUCAAAAUAUAGAUGAACUUAUCGUAGUUUUGAUGAUAAAAAACAGCAUCGAAAAAAUUAUAGAACAAGAAGAAAAAAAGAACAGUCUAAACAUAAUUAAUCUUCAAAAUACAGUACAAUAGUUCUAAAAACACACAACAACAGUUCUACCGAUUUUGAAAAAUAACUCUUCUAGCAGUUUUUUCAGCAAAAUCAUUCAUCAAACUUUCAUAAUUGAGAUUUUGAAUUAAAGCUUUCUCGAUCGAUAACAUAGCCAAUCCGUUUAACCUUUCCUGUGACAUAGUAGAUUGUAGAUAAGACUUUAUCAACUUCAACUUAGAAAAACUUCUUUCAGCUGAAGCAACUGAAACAGGAAUGGUGAGCAUUAUCCUGUAAGCAAUCCAUAUACUCGGAUAGCUAUCCUUCAUUCUCUUCAAAUAAUCCAGCACUUCUACAUUCUUCUUGAAAGUCUUUGGCAAAACUUCUCUGAAAAUUUUGAUUUCCAUGAACAAAUCAUUCCCAUCAAUAUCAGAAUCUGCUCCAUGCUUAAGAAAAGCUUCAAGGUUAGAACAUUUACUCUUCAAAAUAUCAUCGCUUGUUGAGUUGAGCUUUCGUAGACUGAACAAAAACCCAAAAAUAUUUUCAUACUCUUUAAAUUGUUCUAACCUUGUUUGGAAAGAAACAAUAGCCUGGUCCAUCAUUUUGAAAAAAUAAUUGAUUCUGAAAUCAUCCUCCACACUUAGAACCUGACAAACAUCAUCACCUUUGUCUCGCUCUUCAUCAAAAUGAGUUUUCCUUUUAAUAAGGCGCUUGUUCCUCUUGUUAAACAUGGGUUCAAUAUCCAUAGCAAUGGCAAUUUUUGAAGCUUCAGCUUUUGCUUCUUGAAAUCCCAUUUCUCUAUACUUUUGGAAAAAAGAAACUAACCCCUUUAGCUGAGCAAUGGCAUCAUCGAUAUCAAUAUCUUCAGACUGUAGCAUCUUGCUCACAGUAUUAACAGCAAACAGAACAUCAUACCAUAUAACCAGACCAAACAAGAACUCAAACCCUCCAAUUCCAUGUGUUUCACUUAUCGCAAGACAUUCAGCAUCACUCCGUGCUCCUGGAUCCUCACUGUUUUCUGCAAAGUAAAGUAAGACAUCUCUGAUUUCUGGAGCUUUAAAACGUAUAGCCUUAACGCUUUCGAGGUGACUUUCCCAUCGCGUAUCUGAUAGCGGUUUAAGCGUGAAACCUCCCACCAUUUUUCUGUACAUCUCCCACCUAGUCGUAGAAGGUUGGAAAAAAUUAUAUAAACGCUGGAUAAUCCCAAAGAAAGACAUCGCUUUAUCAGAAGAUUUAGCAAUAUCACAAAUAGCCAAGUUCAGAUUAUGACAACCACAUGGUGUAUAAAAUGCUCUCGGAUUGAUAUCCAACAAUCUCUUCUGCACUCCUUUGUUUUUUCCUUUCAUGUUGGAUCCAUUGUCAUAACCUUGUCCCCUAACAUCAUUAAUAUCCAACUUCAAACCAACCAGUGUAUCACAUAAUAGCUCAAAAAUCCCUUUUCCUGAUUUAUCUUCAACUUCGAGAAAGGUAAGAAAAAAUUCUUCAAUCUGAACUGGACUCACUGAUAUAUCCACACAUCGAAUAAUGAGAGACAUUUGCUCUUUGUGGCUGAUAUCUGGAGUACAAUCAAGAAUAACCGAGAAGAAUUUUGCCUCUUUAAUCUUCUUAAUGAUUAUAAACUUGAUUUCAGAACUCAACAUUCCAAUCAACUCAUUCUGAAUUUUGUAGCUGAGAUAAUGGUAUCGGGUUUCUCCUUUGGUGAUUCGCCUGAUGUGCUCCCUCAUUACAGGAUCAAAUUUACCAAUCAUCUCAAUAUUCCCCAGAAAAUUUCCAUUGUUCUCUUGGCCAAUUUUGUCAUUAGAUCCCCGGAAUGCUAUAUUACUCUUAGCCAAAUACUCCACCACUGAAAAUAAUCUCAGUAAAAGCUCCCUCCAAUAAUUCUUCUCUUUUUCGAUUUCCUCUUGGACACACUUAUCAAUUGUCUGAUUCUUUUGCAGCCUCAUCUCUAGUUCCAUCCACUGGCUCAUACACAUAAUGUGAUCAUUACUGGUUUCAUGUUGGCUCAGCCUUAUUCCAGUAUUAUUCCAAUCCAGAAAUCCAAUGCCUGCUAGUUGAGUAGUUUCCUAACGGGUGAACAACUUGCAACAAAAACAAUAGAUCUUGUCGAAUGUUGUUGAAUAAACUAACCAACGCCGGUGCUGCAUAUCUCCAUUCUUCAUGAUCCUUUUGUAAUUUCUAUGUGAAAAGUGUCUACCACUUUCAUUUUUGGGGAAAAUAUAAUCUUCAGAUGGUGGUGGGAGAGGACCUUUCUCAACCAAAUAAUCUCUUAACUUCUGGUCAAUUUUUCUCCAAUUUCCAGGAUCCAUAAGAUCAAAGGCUGAAUCAUCUUCUUUAAAAUGCUCGUCCGCUGCAUUUGAGUUGACAUCUUCAUCAUCUAUCUCAGCUCUAUCCCUAUUCUCUUCUUGAUCAUGGUUUCCAUAUCCAGUUCUAACCCCAUCAACCUCAUCAUCUGGUUCAGAUCCAUCAACCUCACCAGUUUCACUACUAUCCUCACUAGUUCCAUCAACCUCAUGGUCCUCAUCAGUUCCAAGCGAUGCUGGUUUCUUAAAAUACUUUAACAGAGAACCUGACUGAGACUUCACUAGUUCUUCUACUCUUCUUUUCUUUGCUCUUUUCUUAGCUCCAGAAAGGUAUAUUCUUGAUGCACUCAUUUUUUUCUGCAGGAUGAAGAUAGAAAAUUUAAAGAUUGUAAUUCAGUUUUGACAUUAUAAAAAAUUGACUAUUAAAAACCUUCAAACCAAAACGAGUAAAUCAAUUGAAUUAGAGAUGAAUAAACAAUAUAAGAUUUGUUAAACGAAAAUAAAAUUUGAUUUUACCUAAGAAUCAAAAGACAAAAUCUCUGGUUUUCUUAUGAACUUGCUUUUAUAGAGAAGGGAAGAAGCUGAAAAGACGGUCUCGUAGCUCGUAAGUUUUCUUUGCUGAGUUAAAAUAUGAUGCUUUUUACUUAUUUAAAUUUAUUAUAAUAUUUACAAUUCUUUAAAUAAAAAAAAUGGAGAUAUCUUCAGACUUACGUGCUAAUAAUGUUCAUGACAUGUAUUUUAUUCUGUCACUAGAAACCAAAAUUUUACUUUUUAAUUUGACUUUGCACCUAAGAUUCAUAUAUUAACAUUACAUAUUUACAAAGGAAAAAAUUGGAAGUGGGGGCCCCAUGAGGUGGGGGCCCCAUACGAAUGUUUCGCGAGAUUGCGUACAAGCCCGGCCCUGUGUGGAAAGCCUCCAAAAAUAUAAAUAGUGAAUUGUAUAAUAAGAAAACAAGAAAUAUAACCAGAAGCACAUAUAUAAAAAAAUAUCAUAUUAUUGUUGUUCAAUAUGGAACACAAUUUCAAAGUUAAAAUGACACUUAAUACAAAAAGAUACAAGAUAGACAAAUAAUAAUCCACCAAUCAGAUAAACAAUUUACAUAUAUGUAAUCAAAUAAUUAAUGUGUAUGGAUAUUGUUUUGGUGGAGAGUAUUCCCUGAAUAUCUCUUAUAUAUUAAUUGGAGAACACUAGAAACAUUAUAACAUUAGUUUUCAGGACCACCCACAAUGGGGGGUGUUGAAACUCACUUUUAACAGUUUAAUCCCGUGCAGUGAGGUGUUGUACAAAUGUGUUUGUCUAUGUGGUAUCAAUAAGCGUUGGAAAGUUUCAACAGCUAAUUUUUUUUGUGUGGCCUGCACUGUCACGUGUCGUUUUGUUGUUAACCGGAAACAUUUAGAUCCCAUUGCUUUGCUCUCAUGGAUGGGCAAAUUUCUUUUGAUAUUUAUCAUCGCCCAAUAAUUCAAACAUAUUUAUUAUAUAAUAAAAUUUGUUUUUAAAAUAUAAAAAAUAUCAAAAUUCAAAAUUUUUUAAUCUAUAAACAGAGACUGCUCUCAUUUCAUUUGGAUACAGAAAAAUUAUCGAUUUUCAUUAUAAUCAACUAUUUUAGUGUUU